Quercus lobata is the source of this 909-nucleotide messenger RNA. RefSeq lists its product as uncharacterized. The record is from RefSeq and is a predicted model, not a curated record. The transcript has a single exon. Bases 1 to 909 code for a protein of 302 amino acids. Lineage: Eukaryota; Viridiplantae; Streptophyta; Magnoliopsida; Fagales; Fagaceae.
AUGGGAAAAAGAAUAAGAAUUUGGCAGGAUCAUUGGCUGCCAAGGAAGCAUUCCCCUUAUGUGUCAUCCUACCCAUUGGUAGAGCUUGAGAGCUCAACAGUGGAUGUCCUUAUAGACCCAAGGAGGAGGCAAUGGAAUUUAGAAAUGAUUGAUGGUCUAUUCAACACUGAGGAGGCAGAGCUGAUUAAGACAAUCCCCUUAAGCCGUGAAGCAAAAGAGGAUGUUUUAUUUUGGCCACACUCAAAUGAUGGGAAGUAUAGUUGCAAGACUGGAUAUAGUUUCCUAAAGAUGGAAGAGGAACUGAAUGAUGAGCCACAGGGGACUACAAAUGAUCAUACUCAAGUGUGGAAAGCUGUCUGGUCCAUGCACGCUCCACCGAAGGUGAAAACACUGGUGUGGCGUGCUUGCUGUGAAGCUAUGCCUACAAAGAGUGCUUUGUUUCGAUGCACUAUAUCAACAGACCCUUAUUGUGUCAGGUGCCAUGCCUCAUCGAAGAAUGCCUUGCAUGCCUUGUGGUCUUGCCCGAAGUUGGAUUCGGUGUGGUCUGAUUUACAGCUUUGGAGUGUCCAAGGUGCAGUCCAGUUCGUGGAUUUCAAAGAGCUCUUAUCUUGGUUGAUUCGAAACAACCAUCAUCUUGAGCUCUUUGCUGUAAUGGUCUGGCAAAUCUGGAACCAGCGGAACCGGGUGCGCCUCAAUCAACCCGCAGACUCAUUGCACCAGAUAGCUCACAUCUCAAAAGUUUGGCUAGCUGACUACCAUGCCAGGCAGGUGAUUUUAGAUAUACCAGUGCAACAAAAUCAGCACCCCAGAAAGCAUUGGAAACCGCCACCUUCAGAGUUCUUCAAGAUCAACUUUGACGGUGCGGUGUUCCCUCAUGAGAAAAAAAUCUGGGAUUGGCGUUGUCAUUAG